Humulus lupulus (European hop) is the source of this 492-nucleotide messenger RNA. RefSeq names its product ERAD-associated E3 ubiquitin-protein ligase HRD1-like. Lineage: Eukaryota; Viridiplantae; Streptophyta; Magnoliopsida; Rosales; Cannabaceae. Gene Ontology annotation, molecular function: ubiquitin protein ligase activity. The coding region runs from base 1 to 492 and encodes 163 amino acids. The transcript has a single exon. The record is from RefSeq and is a predicted model, not a curated record. Gene Ontology annotation, biological process: protein ubiquitination.
AUGUGGAAUUACAUGGUUUUGAGUUUAGCCCAUUUGAAAUGUGCAUUUGAGAUUCUUCUAUAUAACCAGUUCUCUUUCCCAGAGCCUGAUAUUAAUAAGUAUUACUGUGCUUAUAGCAAUAUUACUUUAUAUAAACCCGGUUCAGAAGAAGUAAUGAGAGUAACCCGACUCGAAUACUCUAAAGAAAAAGAUAAUAACGAUGAUGAUCAUCAUCAGUGUGCUGUGUGCCUGUGUGAGGUUAAAGAAGGAGACGAGAUCGCAGAGCUGAGAUGUUGCCACGUGCUCCACUUCCGUUGCUUGGAGAGAUGGGUCGUCGGAUCCAAGCAGAGGACGUGUCCUCUUUGCCGUGGAACUCUUGCUCCGCCGCUACGUCACCGCGCAGAAGCAGUGGAGAAUAAAGGAGUGGAAGUUCUGUUCUUCAAGUUUUGCUCUUUCAGUAGUUAUAGUACUUCUCAAGAUCACGGCGAACGUGACUCAUGGUGGCUACGUUGA